GCCCCGGCGGGCCUCCAGGGCUGGGGGGCGGGACGCUGGGGUCCCCUGGGGCGGGUGGCUGCGCGGGGCGGUGCUGGCGGGGCGAGGGUUAACCCGCCCCUCCCCCGUCCACCUGCUUUCCCCUUCCCCCGCGUGCCCCGGGCUGACCCUCGUCCCCUCCUCUCCCCGCCCUUGGCGGGGCGGCGGCUGCUGUUGUCACCCACCGAGCCGCCUGUCCCGCUCGUCCUCCCCGCCGCGGGGCUUGCCGGGCCGGCCGGGCCGGGACAGGCGGCCGUCUUCUCACCACAGACACCGCCGCCAUGCUGGCCGCUCGCCCACCCCACUGGGGGCCCCACCGCGCCCCAGCCCCCCGUGGGCGCGCCAGCCCCGACCCGGGUCUCAGCGGCGGUGGCAGCCGAGGUGCAGGAUGCGAGAAGGCGCCCCCCGGCCGGGCUCCCGCUCCAGGCCUCACUCCCCUGCGGCCCUCUGAGCCCACCAUGGCCGUCCCACCGGGCCAUGGUCCCUUCUCUGGCUUCCCGGGGCCCCAGGAGCACACGCAGGUAUUGCCUGAUGGGCGGCUACUGCCGCGGAGGCUGCCCCUGGCCUUCCGAGACGCGACCUCAGCCCCGCUGCGCAAGCUCUCCGUGGACCUCAUCAAGACCUACAAGCACAUCAAUGAGGUAUACUAUGCGAAGAAGAAGCGGCGGGCCCAGCAGGUGCCACCUCAGGACUCGAGCACCAAGAAGGAGAAAAAGGUCCUGAACCACGGUUAUGACGAUGACAACCAUGACUACAUCGUGCGCAGUGGCGAGCGCUGGCUGGAGCGCUAUGAGAUUGACUCGCUCAUUGGCAAAGGCUCCUUUGGCCAGGUGGUGAAAGCCUAUGAUCAUCAGACCCAGGAGCUGGUGGCCAUCAAGAUCAUCAAGAACAAAAAGGCCUUCCUGAACCAGGCCCAGAUUGAGCUGCGGCUGCUGGAGCUGAUGAACCAGCAUGACACAGAGAUGAAGUACUAUAUAGUGCACCUGAAGCGGCACUUCAUGUUCCGGAACCACCUGUGCCUGGUGUUCGAGCUGCUUUCCUACAACCUAUACGACCUCCUGCGCAACACGCAUUUCCGUGGCGUCUCGCUGAACCUGACGCGGAAGCUAGCGCAGCAGCUCUGCACAGCGCUGCUCUUCCUGGCCACGCCCGAGCUCAGCAUCAUUCACUGCGACCUCAAGCCCGAGAACAUCCUGCUCUGCAACCCCAAGCGCAGCGCCAUCAAAAUCGUGGACUUCGGCAGCUCCUGCCAGCUUGGCCAGCGGAUCUACCAGUACAUCCAGAGCCGUUUCUACCGUUCUCCCGAGGUGCUCCUGGGCACACCCUACGACUUGGCCAUUGACAUGUGGUCCCUGGGCUGCAUCCUGGUGGAGAUGCACACUGGAGAGCCCCUCUUCAGUGGCUCCAACGAGGUGGACCAGAUGAACCGGAUUGUGGAGGUGCUGGGCAUCCCACCAGCCCCCAUGCUGGACCAGGCACCCAAGGCUCGAAAGUACUUUGAGCGGCUGCCUGGGGGUGGCUGGACCCUGCGAAGGACAAAGGAACUCAGGAAGGAUUACCAGGGCCCCGGGACACGGCGGCUGCAGGAGGUGCUGGGCGUGCAGACGGGCGGGCCCGGGGGCCGGCGGGCGGGGGAGCCGGGCCACAGCCCCGCCGACUACCUCCGCUUCCAGGACCUGGUGCUGCGCAUGCUGGAGUAUGAGCCCGCCGCCCGCAUCAGCCCACUGGGGGCUCUGCAGCACGGCUUCUUCCGCCGCACGGCUGAUGAGGCCACCAACACGGGCCCGGCAGGCAGCAGUGCCUCCACCUCGCCCGCGCCCCUCGAUACCUGCCCCUCUUCCAGCACCGCCAGCUCCAUCUCCAGCUCUGGAGGCUCCAGUGGCUCCUCCAGUGACAACCGGACCUACCGCUAUAGCAACCGAUAUUGUGGGGGCCCUGGGCCCCCCAUCGCUGACUGUGAGAUGAACAGCCCCCAGGUCCCGCCCUCCCAGCCACUGCGCCCCUGGGCAGGGGGUGAUGUGCCGCACAAGACACAUCCGGCCCCUGCCUCCGCCUCGUCACUGCCAGGGGCCGGGGCCCAGUUACCCCCUCCACCCCGAUGCCUCGGCCGUCCCCUGUCACCAACCUCGCCACCACCCCCGGAGCUGAUGGAUGUGAGCCUGGUGGGCGGCCCUCCGGACUGCUCCCAGCCUCACCCAGCGCCUGCCCCCCAGCACCCGGCUGCCUCAGCCCUCCGGACUCGGAUGACAGGAGGUCGUCCACCCCUCCCACCCCCUGAUGACCCUGCCUCUCUGGGGCCUCACUUGGGCCUCUGUGGUAUACCCCAGAGCACGGCAGCCAGCUCAUGACCCCGCCCCCUCCCUGGGGCCCCUCCUGAAGCCAUACCCCCCCACCCACCCAAUCUGGGGGCCCUGGGCUCCCAUCCUCAUCUCUCCCGUUGACUGGAAUUGCUGCUACCCAGCCGGGGUGGGUGAGGCCUGCACUGAUUGGGGCCUGGGGCAGGGGUUCAAGGAGAGGGGUUUAGGCUCACCUCCCCACUAAGGACUGGACCCUUGGUCCCUUCUCUCCCCUUGUUUUCUAUUUAUUGUACCAAAGACAGUGGUGGUCCAGUGCGGGGAGGGGGAGAUUCCCUCUCACCCCAGGGCCCUAGGAGGGGGUGGGGGCAGGUAGGGGGAGAUGGCCUUGCUCCUCCUUGCUGUACCCCCCAGUAAAGAGCUUUCUCACA
This is a messenger RNA of Balaenoptera acutorostrata (minke whale), 2743 nucleotides long. It is a transcript of the gene DYRK1B, whose product is annotated as dual specificity tyrosine phosphorylation regulated kinase 1B. Gene Ontology annotation, molecular function: protein serine/threonine/tyrosine kinase activity; protein serine/threonine kinase activity; ATP binding. The transcript is spliced from 11 exons. The coding region runs from base 300 to 2366 and encodes 688 amino acids. Gene Ontology annotation, biological process: positive regulation of DNA-templated transcription; peptidyl-threonine phosphorylation; protein autophosphorylation. The record is from RefSeq and is a predicted model, not a curated record. Gene Ontology annotation, cellular component: nucleus. NCBI's taxonomy places the organism in Eukaryota, Metazoa, Chordata, Mammalia, Artiodactyla, Balaenopteridae.